AUGUGGGGUGGUUCCACGCUGGCGACCUCGUACGCUAGCUCACACGUCACCACCUCCAAGUCAGCACAUCCGACCGUGCAAGUUCUCGUUUUCGACACAAACGGGCGGGUCCCCACCUCGUCGUCCCACGGGGUGCAGAUGGCGAAGAGCCUCCCGUUGUGGAAGAGGAUAUCCAACACGGCCCAGGUCGGGUCGCCGGGGGAGCACACCGCCAGCCGGUCCCACGUGCUGCGGCCGAGGUUCUCGAAAAGGGAGAAGACGACCGCCACGAGUACCGUGGGGCCCGUGGAACAAACUCGGGCUAGGGUGGUGAUGAGGGGGGAGGAGAUGUCCAGCCCGGCGUUCUCGAAGCAGCCGGUCGCCAGCUCGUCGAAGAAGGGGAGGGUGGAUAAAGGGGGGAGGUCCCGGGUGGCGCCCGACAGUGGGUCCCACAGGACCAUCGAUAUCUCCGUGUCCGGCUGGCAAGGGGCGUGGCCCACCAGGAGAAGCCAGCCGUCGCCGGAGCCGCGGCAGGACCAACGGUGGCGGCCGGGGAGGAGGUGGCGGGGCAGAGGGAACCGGGAGGUGGAGAGGGGGUCGUCCGAGGGAAGGAUGAGCCACGGGGGAUCGGGUCGGACAGGGAAUUCGGCACGUGUGAGCGUGUCCCUCCACGAGCGGCAGACGAGCAUCAUGCGAGUUCGGUCACCCAGGCACAGGUUGCCGAAUAUCCGGCCAAUUACGUCAUCUGGGAGACGGUGGAAUGAAGAUGAAGAAGAAAGGGGGUUGUGGGCCCCACGGGAAAACCCGGGGAUGAAGGACGUGAAGCGACGAGAGUACCACUUGAGGAAAGGGAACAUGAUGGAGAAGAACAUUGUGAAUUUUGUAUGGAGAGAUACAUAUAUAAUUAAUUAA
Molecule: messenger RNA, 891 nt
Organism: Striga asiatica
Lineage: Eukaryota; Viridiplantae; Streptophyta; Magnoliopsida; Lamiales; Orobanchaceae
Source: the annotation of a GenBank genome assembly